GUCUGCGCUGUAUAGGCAGAGAGAGAGAGACAGAGAAAGUGAGUGUUUUAGUCUUAAUCUUAGUCUUAGUUUAGUCUUAAUCGUAGUUUCAGUCUUAUCAGGGACGGAUCCAGGAUUUGGCAAAGGGGGUGUGGGAGCAGCCAGCCUCCCUGCAGGGCUGGCUGGACGCCCCCUCCUCAGCCCACCUUCUAGUGUGGCUAGGCUGGAGCCUCUGGGGACUUCCUUUUUUGAAGCCCUCAAAGCAGAUAAGAAUUUGGCACCUUCCCUUGCCCCUUUGUGCCUCCUCCCCUUCCCCCCUGACCGGGGGCGACUGGUGCCUCCUGAGUUUGGGGGGGCAUGACUGGGGGGGGGGCAUCCCCCAGCGGCCGGUCGCUGAGCACGGUGGUGGCAUGGUGGCGGAAGUCAAUCGGGGGGGGCACUAGUUCUCUGUGCCCCCCUACCAGCCAGAGCGCUUGCGGUCAGGGGGGCACCUGUGAUCUCAGGGGGCCUCCCCCCCAUGUCACCUAUGCCCCUGACUGCUGCUGCCACUGUCCCAGGCCAGGGAAGCUUCUGUUCAUUUGAACCUGGCUACAAAAGGACUGGGCUGAGCUGAGAUGGGGGCAGCAGAAGCAGUGGAGAUAGUCAGGCUGUAUCCCCCCCGCUCCACCCGGUUCCCCCAGGGGCAGGCAUGGGAAGGAGGCACCCCCCUUCCCAUCCCUUCUGCUGCUGUCAUUGCUCUCAGCUGAGCCCAUCCUUGCACAGCCUGGCUGGAGCAGGGAGGCUUCCCUGGCCCCACGAGGGACAGGGGAAAAUCAGUAGCAGCAGGUGGGGGAGGACAGGGAAGGGGAGAGGAGCUGCCUCUGAGCAGGAAGGGGAAGGAGGGGAAUUUUACAUGCUUUGGAGACUUUAAAAAAGCCCUCAAGGCUCCCAAGACCUAAUCGGAGGUGGGGGUGGGAAUGCAGGCACACUACUGCACUUCCUUUGGAUCUGCCCCUGUGUGCCUGUAUCUACCCCAGUACCAUCUUUGUGUGCCCAUGGUACAAGUGCAUGAACGCUGCGUGCCCCUGGAGGCCAGGGGGCAUGACGAGCUCCCGCAGGCGGUGGCAGCACUGUUGGGAACGGGAGUAUGCAGCGGCGGUUUCAUUGGUGUGGGGGUGGUGGCGAAUGGUGACUUUUUUGCAGGGGCUACACCGCCACACUCAGGGGGUGCAUGUGUGUACCUGUGUCACCCUCUAGACAUUGCCAAGGUACAAGUGCCUUUGGCUGUUGUACACACAAGAAGGGUGAUGUUUUUCACCAAUGAUAAAAGACAUUUUAUGAAUCCAAGGUACCAUUGCUUCCUUACUUGAUUACAAUUUAAAGGCCAAGUGGUUAACAGAAUUGUUUUGGUUGCGGGGGGUGACGUCAGAUCUAGACGUUUGAAAUGAGGGGAGGGUACAUAUGGUAUGGAACAUCGUAACAUAUUAACACCAAAACUACUUUUCUCCAGUUAAAAAUAAACUAGAAGCUUUGCUAAUAUGCUAGGGGCCUAGGGCUGUAUUAUUCAGUUGAAGAUUGAAGCAAAAACAAACAUGACUUCAUUGGAAUGAGUUACAAACAGGCUGCAUGGCUGUGAAAUAGGAGCUAUAUUACCAUAAGCAGCUAACAGGUCACAGAAUUGCAGAGUGAAGGCUAGCACGAAUCGUGGAACAUCAAGACCAGUGCACCAGUGCACACCCCCUGGAUUCACCCCUGGGUGUAUAAAACAUUGGAUAUGUGGAUAAAACACCCAGUUGUUUAGAGAGAAGGUUUGUAGAUGGAGAGCUGAAUAUUUGUUAUAAUGCUGUAGAUCGUCAUGUUGAGAAUGGACGAGGAAAUCAGAUUGCGAUCAUGUAUGAUAGCCCUGUAACAAAUAUCAAAGAGGCUAUAACUUUCAAAGAAGUUCUUGAACAGGUCUCCAAGUUAGCAAAUGUUAUGGUUAAACAUGGCGUGAUGAAAGGAGAUCGCGUUGUCAUCUACAUGCCCAUGAUUCCGGAGACAAUGCUUACUAUGUUGGCAUGUGCAAGAAUAGGAGCUAUACAUAGCCUCAUUUUUGGUGGAUUUGCAUCGAAGGAGCUUUCUACUCGAAUUGAUCAUGCAAAGCCAAAACUCAUUGUAGCAGCAACUUUUGGAAUAGAACCAGGAAGGAAAGUGGAAUAUAUACCCCUCCUAGAAGGAGCACUGGCAAUGACGCAACAUAAACCUGAAAAAGUUCUCAUUUACCAUCGCCCUAACUUGGGCACUGUUCCUCUUGUCCCAGGUCGUGAUCUGGAUUGGGAUGAAGAGCUUGCAAAAGCACAGCCUCAUGACUGUGUUGCUGUUAGUUCAGAUGAUCCACUUUAUAUUCUUUAUACAUCAGGAACUACUGGCUUGCCCAAGGGUGUUGUUAGACCAACGGGGGGCUAUGCAGUUAUGUUGAACUGGACCAUGUCAGCUAUAUAUGGACUCAAACCUGGAGAGGUGUGGUGGGCAGCUUCCGAUUUAGGUUGGGUAGUUGGCCAUUCCUAUAUUUGUUAUGGACCUCUCCUGCAUGGAAAUACAACUGUUUUGUAUGAGGGGAAGCCUGUGGGAACGCCAGAUGCUGGUGCUUAUUUCCGUGUGCUAGCGGAGCAUGAAGUGGCUGCUUUUUUUACUUCACCAACUGCAAUUAGAGCAAUCCGUCAACAGGACCCUGAGGCGGCCUUGGGAAAGCAGUACUCUUUGACAAGGUUGAGAACAUUAUUUGUAGCUGGUGAGCACUGUGAUGUGGAGACUUUAGAAUGGUCAAAAAAAGUCUUCAAGGUUCCAGUCUUGGAUCACUGGUGGCAAACGGGCUUUGCUGAACAGUUUGUUUUCCUUACUGUGAAUGGCAUCUUCUUAUAAUAUCACCAUUGGCAAGACUUCAUCUGUUUUGUAUGUUAAAAAGAUUGAAGAGAUGAAUAAGCACAUUAAAAAAGCCUUAUACUUG
Molecule: messenger RNA, 2944 nt
Organism: Alligator sinensis (Chinese alligator)
Lineage: Eukaryota; Metazoa; Chordata; Crocodylia; Alligatoridae
Gene: ACSS3
Product: acyl-CoA synthetase short chain family member 3
Exons: 10
Coding region: 1849-2859 (336 amino acids)
Source: RefSeq, a predicted model, not a curated record